Messenger RNA from Fragaria vesca subsp. vesca, 730 nucleotides. RefSeq lists its product as uncharacterized. The record is from RefSeq and is a predicted model, not a curated record. Lineage: Eukaryota; Viridiplantae; Streptophyta; Magnoliopsida; Rosales; Rosaceae. The transcript has a single exon. Bases 1 to 498 code for a protein of 165 amino acids.
AUGGGAAUCUCUCCGUCAAAGCGAGUCAAGUCCUCCCUCUCCAACUCGCCCGAGUUCGACUCAGCCUGCACCUCAGCUUUCAGCCACUGCCUCUCUCUCACCGAGCACGGCUUCGACGGCGUCUUCCCCUUCCAGCUCGCCACCGCCUCCGACCACCUCUACCAGACGCUCCGCCACGACUCCUCCCACUCUCUCGUCCUCAAGUGGGUCCCGUCUCCCCCGUCUCGCUCCCAGGUCGACUCCGCUCUCAAGGCCGUCACGCGCUCCGACUCCAACGCCACACUCGGCCCGGCCCAGUUCAAGCAGUGGGCCGUCGAGCUCUUCGCCGGCGCCGUCGUCGCUAACGCCACCAAGGACCUGAUGGUUCGGGUCCCGGUCGGCGUGGCCGGGAUUGCGGGAUUGGGUGCUGCCAGUCGGUCCGGUAAGGACAUGGUUGUGAUCGCGAUUGGGGGUUACGCGCUCGGCGUUGCCACCUCCAUUUGGCUCGGUUUACAGUAGGAAAGGUUGGUCUAGGGGUUUAGGGUUUUAGAGUUUAUGAAUGGGAAGGAAAUUUCCCUUCUUAUGUUUAUAUAUUGUAUUAUCCAAUUUCGAAUGUUAGGCUUUUGAAUGUUUGAUUUACUAGAGGCUGUCAUGCAUAGGGGACGAUCUGAGUAGUGUUUUAAGCUAUUCUGUUUUCUAGUGACAUGGCUGAUAACUAGUUUGAAGACAUGGAUUUUCAUGUUUGUUGCUU